CAUACUGAGACGCCACAGUAUAAUCUCAGCUUUCCCACCAUCCCUCCAUGUCGGACAUCCGACGAUCCAGAGAUGUAUCAGACAUUCACAGGUUCGUCGCGUCGGCAUCGGCAAGUCAACCUGUCAGGCAGACCUUCUAACCCAUUUGCGGCUGCCUCGUCGAUACCGGGAAGUGGUCCGCAGUCUGCGAUUCUCUCCGCACAGCAGGAUCGCGUACAACGACAGCAACAACGCGAACGACUGCAGGCAUCAACAAGGAUUCAACGUGUAUGGCGGGGCCAUAGUGCUCGACGGAAGACGUUCGGGUUGUGGCGACAAAUAUGGGAUGAAUACGAGGACAAGCAUACAACGAGCAAUGGCGCAUAUCACGACCCUGAUGAGAGCUUGGCGCAGUUGACCCGGUUGAUGCUGUUUUACAAUGGGAGGGAGAACAAAGACGUGUCUAGGGUAACAUGGUAUGGCAUGCGGCAAAUAGCUACAGAGUCGAAGACGCCAUGCUCGGGAGGACCUUGGCCGAAAGCGUAUUUGCGUUUAGCAAGAGCUUGUACAGCAGCUCUCAGAAGUCGGACAAGGGCCAACCAUGAAUCGGACGCAGCGCUCUUGAAAGUUCUUGCCUUUGCGGCGCGCAGGUGCAACCUUGGAUCUUCGGACGCCCUCCAAUACUACGAGGCUUUAACAGCACCAUCGAGCACCACCUUACCGAGCAGCCCAUUGCGAGACGCUCUACUGGCACCGCUCGCUUCGUCAGAUGCUUACACAGGUCUCUUACGCCUGCUUGCGCAACCUAUCGCUGUCGACUUGCUCGACCUGCUCCGCUCACACAUUGAUGUGCAAGCGCUGUCUGAUGCUCUCGGACGUGAGCUCGUCGAGACUUCAACAGGAUCAAUACGAGCAAAGCUUUGGCUUCUGGGCAACUUCAUCUUCCUCGCCGGCCGUUCGAAUGCCUCAUUCUCCACCCCAAAGUACAUCUUGGCCGUGUCAGGACUUAUGGGGUCCUUGGCGGAUGAUGUGGACUUCGACUCAGCACCCAUAGACAUGGAUAAUGCUGCCUUUGACCGCGAGGUCCUGGCCAAAGUUGCCACUGGGCUUCCGCUGAAUACGUACUUGUAUGAGCAGAUCACAUCGCUGAUCGACCAAACUACGAUUCGCAACCUGCUCGUUCGGACGACGGAGUUGAGUCCGAAUGGCUCCGGCGGAAGCCAACACGCGCAGGUAUAUGCUGGCUAUGCGCUGACAUUGUUGCGGUGCUUUCCUCGACGAGCUGACGACCUCCGCAUGUGGCUUUACCUCGGUCCUACUUCAAGUUCAGAAAGCGACCUCCCGGCCACGCAGUAUUUCUGGUACGCGUCUCGGUCAUCCCAGUCAUUCCAAACAAUCUGGCGCAACUCGAGGGAUGUCGUCGCGCUGCUUCAGGCAUCUGCUCAGAACACCACUGGGUAUAAGGAGGACUGGACCCUUAUUCUCUUAUUCCUCGAACUGUACACAUUCAUGCUGAAGAUAAUGGACGAUGAGGAAUUCAUGGGCUCGUCUGGCAAGCGAAGCAGUGCAAUACCCAUCAGCGAUGUUGCAGAAUUGGUUACGUUCCUGAAGAAUUUAGGAUUUACGCUCUACUUCAAUGCUUCCGUGCUAAAUGAGGACGCCGGCGACUCGGCACGGGAUGCUAGGCCUGUAUCACUCGCGAGACACUUCGGCACGGCAACGAUGUCUGAGCAGAAUGGUAUGGUACCGGAGCCCAAGCCGUUCACGCUUGCGGGACUACCAGGGCUUACAAUCGACUAUCUGAAGGCUCUCGUGACUGGUUUGCUGCGAGCAGUCUACGAGCGCGACUCAAGGCGGCACUUCCUGCCAAAAAAUCAUUGGCUGAUGACUGAUCGCUUUGACAUGACCUCCUUUAUUCCGGGCGUGGUUGCAGAGGAAGAGAAUCGGCACCUCGUGCAGGACCAGGACGAUGAGGACAAAGAUGAUGCAUCUUCGGAUGAAGACACACCGCGGCAGAUAGUGUCCAGCCAUAUGAAUGCUUUACGCUCGCAGCAGGCUCGUGAGCGCCGUAUGCGGAAAGCUUCGCGGAGACGGUACCUCGAGUCUGUGGCGCCGAGGCUUGAGAUCUUGCAGAACAUGCCAUUCUUCAUACCCUUCACGACGCGCGUCGAGAUCUUCCGGCAGUUUGUGCACCUUGACCAAGAAAAGCGCCGAAACGGUCAUGUCGACCCGGACUUGUGGCGGCAAAGCAUGAUGUUCCAACCGCCCAACGGCAUGCCGCCUCGAGAUAUGCUCGCUCGGCACCAUGCCAAGAUUCGUCGAAAGAAUGAGUUUGCUGAUGCUUUUGAGCAAUUCUACGACCUGGGAGGCGACCUGAAAGAACCCAUCCAGAUCACCUUUGUGGACGAGUUCGACAUCCCCGAAGCUGGUAUUGACGGGGGCGGCGUAACCAAGGAGUUUUUGACUUCGGUGAUCACACAAGCAUUUGGACCGGAUGCAGACUUCUUUUCGGAAACGGAGACCCACUUUCUGCACCCUAAGCCUACCGCAAUUGAGGACUUGAAAGUUCGCCUUCGGAACAUGGGCUUCAAAGAGCACUCGAUGCGAGGAGAAGUCAAGAGUCUAUUGCAGCAGUAUGAGUUCCUUGGCCGCAUCAUUGGCAAAUGCUUGUACGAAGGCAUACUGGUCGACGUCUCAUUCGCUGGCUUCUUCCUGAAAAAGUGGGCGCUCACUGGAGGCAUGCACUCUGCGCCCAUGGAGACAGGCUACCGAGCCAAUAUCAAUGAUCUCAAGGAGCUGGACGAAGGCUUGUACCGGGGUCUGCUUGCAUUGAAGAACGCACCGGCGGAGCAAGUCGAAGACUUCGGCCUCACGUUUACAAUCGACGACCUUGUUGGUCCGGACGACGAUAGGCACGUUGUUGAGCGUGAAUUAGUUCCAGGAGGUGCAAACACAUCAGUCACUGCGGAGAACAGGCUCAUCUACAUCAAUCGUAUGAGCUGGUACCGUCUACAGGGACAGAGUGCUCAGCAGACCAAUGCCUUUCUGAAGGGAAUCUCGAGCAUUGUGCAGCCAAGCUGGCUCAGCAUGUUCAACCAGACGGAGCUUCAGACGCUGAUUGGGGGCGCCGCGGCGAACAUUGAUGUUGCGGAUCUUCGUCGCAACACACUGUAUGGCGGCACGUAUGUCAUCGGCGAUGACGGCCGCGAGCACCCGUCCAUCCAACUUUUCUGGAAAGUCAUGGCCCAGCUUCCGGAUGAGGACCGCAGAAAGGUGCUCAAGUUCGUCACGAGCACGCCACGAGGGCCACUGUUGGGUUUCGGCCAGCUGAAUCCGAGGUUCUCAAUCCGUGAUUCAGGGUCGGAUGAGAAUCGGUUCCCUACGACAAGCACUUGCGUCAAUCUGCUCAAGCUGCCCAUGUACAAGAGUGAGAGAAUGCUAAGGGAUAAGUUGUUGGCUGCAGUGAACUCCGGCGCUGGGUUCGAUCUUUCGUAAACACCUGGCAGGCAAUGUUCGGCGGAGCGUUUGACUGGCGGAGCACUUAUUUAGCGGUCAUUGAUAGCAUAGCGAGCGACGAGGUGCAUGAGCGUGUACAUUGCGGCGUUGCGGUGACGCAAUCCGAAGCAGGCAGUAUCAACUGCAUAUUUCCCCUUUCUACGGGAGUCCGUACCCUCCGAGUACUGCCGUGCGUCGACUCGUUCCACGCUUGCGAUACUGGUCGAUCGCAUGCCCGCACAUUGGAGGGCAGACGUUUCUACAUGUGAGCCGUAGCUGCGUGGGGCAAUUGGACAAGGGAACCGGAGCUGCACUAGCCGAUU
Messenger RNA from Baudoinia panamericana UAMH 10762, 3797 nucleotides. RefSeq lists its product as uncharacterized. Gene Ontology annotation, biological process: ubiquitin-dependent protein catabolic process; protein polyubiquitination. Bases 73 to 3474 code for a protein of 1133 amino acids. The record is from RefSeq and is a predicted model, not a curated record. Gene Ontology annotation, molecular function: ubiquitin protein ligase activity; protein binding. The transcript has a single exon. Lineage: Eukaryota; Fungi; Ascomycota; Dothideomycetes; Mycosphaerellales; Teratosphaeriaceae.